Messenger RNA from Orbilia oligospora ATCC 24927, 1899 nucleotides. RefSeq lists its product as uncharacterized. Lineage: Eukaryota; Fungi; Ascomycota; Orbiliomycetes; Orbiliales; Orbiliaceae. The coding region runs from base 1 to 1899 and encodes 632 amino acids. The record is from RefSeq and is a predicted model, not a curated record. Gene Ontology annotation, molecular function: protein binding. The transcript is spliced from 2 exons.
AUGGAAUCCCUCCCCGUGGAGCUCCUGCGCCGCAUCGCGUCGUAUACCCCAUACCCCACAGUUCGCUCCCUUACCUUCACAUCCCAUAAACUCCGCGCUGCCGUCCACGACUGGCAAGUUUAUAAAUCCAUAAUUGACAAUCAAAUCCAUUUGUUCACUUCAGGAUCCCAGAAUACAGAUGGUAUAGAAACGGUAUCUCACUCGGUUUUCAAGCACGAGAUACAUCUACAACCAUGGGUUCACAAUCCAAUCACGUCUUCUAUGGAGCGCAUCGUAAUGGCAAGAUAUGCAUAUGCGGAUUAUCAAGCAUAUAAUUUACCUACACAUCUACCGUUGUGGGGUUCUAACCCCCUUGAAUACCCACCGUACCCGCAGGAUGAUUCUGACGAAGGGGUACUCCAGGAUUUUGCAAGGUGGGGGGGAAUAUUGGCCGCCCAAGGACAUCCUGUAAUCCGCCUUCUUGGCCACACAACCCUACAUUCCGACAAUGGGGGGAAAACAAUAUGGAUACCGGGUUCUGUGAGCCCCACAUACCGCUAUACAUUAGUCUUCUGUAUAGCUUCAUAUCUUCUAUCCAAUAGAGUCGACUUCUUCCCUCCCAAUCAAGAAAGGGCAGAAACACCGGAAGAACCGGAAUACCCCCUCUUCGAAUCAGGGACUGGAUUUUCUUCCCCCCAGGCCCCAGGUUUAGAGCUGGAUACCACCGAAGGCUACCUCAGCUCUAGAUGGAGGACCAUUCUCGCCGAUCUCGCGGCUUUAGACUCGGGCUAUAUACAAAUGCCAAACGGGGAGUUGAGACUAUCUUUUCGGUCAUAUCGGGAUAUUCAGUACGAAGGGGACGAUGUACCUCGUACAAAAACGGAUCUUGAUAAAUCGUUUGAAAACCAUGGUAUUGGAGCAGAUGCGGGAUCUUACAGUGCAUUCACACUAUUAGAGCUAUGUGUUAGGACAGUGGGGAUACUAGGAUGGAACUACAGACAGUUGAUCGUUGAUAGGCGGAUACCGAGGUUUCGAUCAUUAAGGUGGGAAUUCGGGGACGACCCGACCGAGGAACAAGUGGAGGAAGUGAAAAGCAGGUAUGAUCCACGUCAACUGUGGGGCCCACCGGUGUCGUCGGGGAUUCCAUUUAAAAGGUAUAUGAAGUUGGAGCCGGAGUUAGGAAGAGACGGGGCGGGAUUUGUGUGGAGUCAUUUGGAAGGGAUGAUAAACCAGGAAUUUUUGGAAAACGGGAAAUGGAUGGGGUUCUAUACUUAUGCCGAUAUGCAGGAAAUCGAUCCAGCCAUGAUUGAUAUCGAGUUUACCGUUGUGGACCCAAAGGAUCUGGAGCCGCAACGGCCAAAAUACUAUGACGAUGAAGACGAUGAAGACGAUGAAGACGAUGAAUACGAUGAAUACGAUGAGGACGAGGAUGAAGACGAGGAUGAAGACGAGGAUGAAGAUGAGGAUGAAGAAGAUGAGGAAUACGAAGACGAAGAAGACGAAGAAGACGAUUUGGAAUAUGAGGACGAUCAGCCUGAAGGAUCAAAAAAGAAUGAAACAGAUGAAGCAGCGGGCACCGAAGAAAAGAAGCCAAAAAAGAAACAAGAAAAGAAGCAAAAGUCCCCAGAAAUCCCCAUAAUCGCCGUUAAAGCAACUGGCAAAGAUGGCCUUGGUGACUUUGUACUCUGGGGUAAAUUCUACCCCAAAACCGGUAAAGUCCAACUUACGAAAGCAUACUAUAAAGGUAUUGAACCGGGUACUAUGUGGAAUUGGACAACUUUUAUGACCCCGUUUGGAAUCGUCGGUAGAUGGGGCGACCGUGGAUUCGGCGGAUAUAUUUGGUUAUGGAAGGAAGAUUGGUACGGUCCCGUUGAGGGAAAUGAAUUGGCUAAUAGAUUGCAACCUGAACUCCAGUCAUAA